AUAUGGGUGCUUAGCAUCAUCUAUAGAGAGUGCAAAAUUCCAUAAUUUGGAGGAGUCAAACAAAAGAACAUUAUGGAAGUAGUGCAAAUUGUGUCAAGGGAAACAAUCAAGCCAGCAGGAAAUUGUAGAACAAAGUUGAAGAAUGACCAAAAAACCUUCAAAGUUUCAUUCAUGGACAUGCUGUCCCCUGAAUGUUACAUUCCCAUCACUUUCUUCUACCCCAUGAAUGAAACUAAUUGCCAUUUCAACAAAGAAGAAACAACUUGUAGAUUGAAACUUAGUCUCUCAAAAGCUUUGGCUCAGUUCCCAAUUCUUGCUGCAAGAAUCAAAGGCAACCUUAUCCAUUCCUAUGAUGGUGAUGAGGAUGAGGAUGAGGAUGAGGAUGAUAUUAUCAUUGGUGCUCUCUUUGUAGACGCCAAUAUCCAAAUCACCAUGGCCGAAUUUCUCAAAUCCCCAAAUCUCAAUUUGCUUCCAAAAUUCCUUCCUUUUCCUUUCCUUUCAAACCAACCAUUAGAGAGAGCUAUGCAAAUUGGUGUUCAAGUAAAUUUUUUUAGCUGUGGUGGGAUUGGAAUUGGCCUUUCUUUGUUGCAUACACUUAUAGAUGCAACAACCAUGAGUUGUUUCAUUAAGUGUUGGGCUGCAUUUAGUGAAGAUGAAGGGAUAUUAUUUGAGAAAUUAGGGUGUGGUGGUGGUGAUUAUAGUGUAACUUGUUCACUAUUCCCAUAUAGAGAAAUUUCAGAUGGGUUUCGUUUGAUAUCAUCAGAAACUCCAUUUGUAGUGGAGAAAGGAAAAAAAAGCACUACUAGAAGAUUUUAUUUUGAUGGUAAGGCAAUAUCAAAUCUAAAAGAGAAAGCUAAAUCUACAAGGGCUCCUAAUCCAACAACUGUUGAAGUUACAACUUGCUUCAUAUGGAAAUAUGCCAUGAAAGCUGCCUCAAGAUGUAAAUCAUUGGAUGUUAAUAAAGAACGGCGAAGCUUUGCCAAUUCAGAGUGGCAGUCAGUUUUGGUUCACAUAGUGAACAUGAGGAAAAGAAUAAACCCACCACUCUCAGAAAACAACAUUGGCAACAUUUAUUGGAGGAGUUGUGCAUAUUUCAAAUCAUUAUCAAACAAAGACACUCAUUUGACUGAUCUACAAACCAUACUCAGACAAUCAAUAUCUGAGAUCAACAAUAAGAAUUUCAUCCAACAAGCAAUAACAUCCCAAACUACUCUUUUGAGUUCCUUACGACGAUUACAUCGACAUUACGCGAAGUGUUCCGAGUCUUAUUUGUUUACGAGUUGGCGUAACAUGGGUUUCAAUGAAGUGAAUUUUGGAUGGGGAAAGCCUGUGUGGGUUGCUGCUGGAGGAAAUGUCUUUGACUCUAUUACAAGAAACUUAGUUAUUUUAAUGGAUACGAUGGUGGGUAAUGGACUUGAAGCAUGGGUUGUGUUGGAUGAUGAGACGAUGAACUUGUUGGAAAACGAUUAUGAGUUUCUUCAGUUUGCUUCACCAAACCCGAGCAUUUGCUAGAGACGAUAUACGACUCUUUAUAUAUCUCUACGAUGAUAUGAUUAUUGUCUAAUUUAUCAAUAUUAGUUUGAAUUUAAGAGAAUUUAAGGGAUGUUUGAUAAUGUUUAUCUUUUAAGGAAAAAAAAUUUAUCUUUAAUAUUUAUGCUUCAAACAAAAUGUGACGUAUGUUCAAGUCCAUGUUAUUGUAGUCAUGAGGUUGAUAUAUUUGGAAGCAUAAAAUAUUGAUAUGAGCGGAUAUCCCUUGAUUUUAUUAUUAUUAUUA
Messenger RNA from Benincasa hispida (wax gourd), 1774 nucleotides. RefSeq names its product akuammiline synthase 2-like. The record is from RefSeq and is a predicted model, not a curated record. Lineage: Eukaryota; Viridiplantae; Streptophyta; Magnoliopsida; Cucurbitales; Cucurbitaceae.